Messenger RNA from Tripterygium wilfordii, 550 nucleotides. RefSeq lists its product as uncharacterized. Lineage: Eukaryota; Viridiplantae; Streptophyta; Magnoliopsida; Celastrales; Celastraceae. The coding region runs from base 97 to 513 and encodes 138 amino acids. The record is from RefSeq and is a predicted model, not a curated record. The transcript has 2 exons.
CAUCUUUCUGUUAUAUUUGCCCUAGAAUUAGAGAACCAUGUGGAAGUUCUCGUCUCCCCUCCUUCCCAGAAUUUCCUGAAUCCUUCUCUGAAACAUAUGACUAAAUAUGGAACAAUACCAACAGAACCAGUGGCUCCAUCAAGACAACAAAUUGUGAAAGAAGGAAUCCAAUCCUGCAUCGGCACCAAGAUCAUGGAAGGAAAUGGUUCAGCUGCAAUCUCUCAUCAUCCCCACCGAUCUCAGCGAAUCCUUAGAGAGAAUCGGAACAAAUGUGUGACAGACACGAUUGUAGUGGCUCUUUCUACCGGGGUGGUGGUGGUUUUGGUUCACGGAGCACUGAGAACCACGGAUGAUUUAGCCAUUGUAGAUGUUGGACUUGGUGAAGAUGGAACAAGCACGUCUCUGAGACACUGCCUCAGCUUCUUAUCCUUUAUCCAUAUGAAUUAUUAUACAGCUGAAACCAACAUGGUUGUUCACCAGGAGAUUGUGUUUUCUUCAACAAAUUAUUUGUGAAUUUUACAGCAUAGUAAGAAAGCUUUGAUUAUGGCAA